This is a messenger RNA of Thermothielavioides terrestris NRRL 8126, 1353 nucleotides long. RefSeq lists its product as uncharacterized. Lineage: Eukaryota; Fungi; Ascomycota; Sordariomycetes; Sordariales; Chaetomiaceae. The record is from RefSeq and is a predicted model, not a curated record. Gene Ontology annotation, biological process: proteolysis. Bases 68 to 1249 code for a protein of 393 amino acids. The transcript has 5 exons. Gene Ontology annotation, molecular function: serine-type endopeptidase activity.
CUCAGCACCAAGGUCAACACGUCGACUCCUCAUCUGGGCCUCCUGUUUCCUCUUUGGUCUUAUCAACAUGCAUCUCACCACCGUCCUCCUGGCCCUGCUGCCCGCCGCCUUUGCGGCCCCUACCGCUGAGCCCCUUGAAAAGCGGGCACCGCUCAUCGCAGCCAGGGCCGGCCGUAAAGUUCCGGGCAAGUACGUCGUCGUGAUGAAGGACGGCGUGAGCGAGGAUAGCCUUCUCGAGGCCGUCGCCAAGCUCGAGAGCCCCGACCAUGUUUACCGCAGCGGCAAGUUCAAGGGCUUCGCAGGCAAGCUCGAGGACGCCCUUCUCGAUGAGAUCCGUAGUCUGCCCGACGUCGAAUAUGUUGAGGAGGAAGCCAUCUUCACCAUCAACACGUACGUCUCGCAAACCGGCGCCCCCUGGGGCCUGGGCCGCAUCUCGCACAGGAACGCAGGAUCCACCACGUACGUCUACGACGACAGCGCCGGCGCCGGUACCUGCGCGUACGUGAUCGACACGGGCAUCUACACUGGCCACUCGCAAUUUGGCGGCCGCGCCACCUUUGCCGCCAACUUCGUCGACAACUCCAACACCGACGGCAACGGCCACGGCACGCAUGUCGCGGGCACGAUUGGCUCCAACACAUACGGUGUUGCCAAGAAGACCAAGCUCUACGCUGUCAAGGUCCUCGACUCCAGCGGCUCCGGCACCACUUCUGGCGUGAUUGCCGGCAUCAACUACGUCGCGAGCGAUGCGCCCAGCCGAAACUGCCCCAACGGCACUGUGGCCAACAUGUCGCUCGGCGGCGGCUAUUCAGCCUCACUCAACCGCGCCGCCGCCGCUCUCGUGGACGCGGGCGUGUUUUUGGCCGUCGCCGCCGGCAACGACAACGAGGACGCUGGUAACUCGUCGCCCUCCUCGGAGCCGUCCGUGUGCACAGUCGGCGCGACGACGAGCAGCGACGCCAGAGCCAGCUACUCCAACUACGGCUCUGUGGUGGACAUCUUUGCGCCCGGCACCAACAUCCUGAGCACCUGGAUCGGCAGCUCGUCGGCAACGAACACUAUCUCGGGCACCUCGAUGGCCACGCCGCACAUCACCGGCCUCGGCGCCUACCUCCUGGCGCUGCUCGGUCCCAAGUCGCCCGAGGACCUGUGCGCGUACAUCCGGUCGACCGGCACCUCGGGCAAGCUUAGCGGCAUACCCAGCGGCACCGUCAACGUGGUGGCCUUCAACGGCAAUCCCUCUGGCUAAUCCCCUAUAUGCUCAAGUGGCAUCUCAAGUCGGAGAUAGCAUGGUGGGAGAAGGAGGAGCAACCGCGGAGGCGUCAAAAUAUGGUCUGAAAUAGGAGGAGGGAG